This is a messenger RNA of Anthonomus grandis grandis, 1095 nucleotides long. RefSeq names its product S-formylglutathione hydrolase. Bases 170 to 1012 code for a protein of 280 amino acids. Gene Ontology annotation, molecular function: S-formylglutathione hydrolase activity. NCBI's taxonomy places the organism in Eukaryota, Metazoa, Arthropoda, Insecta, Coleoptera, Curculionidae. The record is from RefSeq and is a predicted model, not a curated record. Gene Ontology annotation, cellular component: cytosol. The transcript has 5 exons. Gene Ontology annotation, biological process: formaldehyde catabolic process.
AUCAUUUCCUAGUAUAUAGCAAUAACAAAUUGUUACUAUAUCUCUUUAUCAGUACCAUACACCAAUAGUAUUGCCUUGGCCCCGACCUUUUACUUUUUUAACCCUGUUACUGCUUAAAAAGCGUUAUCGAGUAUAAUUAAGAAUCGAGUGCUAAAAAAAGUGGUUUAGGAUGGUGCUUACUGAAAUAUCCUCAGUCAAAUCCUUUGGUGGGUGGCAAAAGGUCUUUAGCCAUGAAUCUCGAGAAGUUGGCUGCACUAUGAAAUUCGGCGUAUAUUUGCCCCCUCAGGCCGAGGACAAGAAACUUCCCGUGAUAUAUUGGCUCUCCGGUCUUACUUGCUCGGAAGCAAAUUUUAUUGAAAAGGCUAGUGCUCAAAGGUAUGCAGCUCAGCACGGAGUAAUUCUUGUCAAUCCGGACACCUCUCCCAGGGGAUUAGAAAUCCCAGGAGACUCGGAAUCUUGGGACUUUGGUGUCGGAGCUGGAUUUUACUUGAAUGCAACCCAAGAGCCUUGGAAGAAGAAUUAUAAGAUGCAUGAUUACAUCACUAAAGAAUUAAUUGACUUAGUUAAUUCUAACUUCAAUGUAGUUGUGGGACAACAAUCAAUUAUGGGACAUAGUAUGGGAGGUCAUGGUGCCUACGUAAUAGCCCUAAAGAAUCCAGGCUUAUUUAAAUCAGUGUCAGCUUUUGCUCCAAUCUGUAACCCAACAGUUUGUCCUUGGGGAAUAAAAGCGUUUACCGGUUACCUUGGUCCUAAGGACACUGGAAAAUGGGAAGAGUGGGAUGCUACUGAACUGGUCAAAAAAUAUAACGGACCUAUACUAGAGCUAUUUAUUGAUCAAGGCACAGCAGAUCAGUUUUUGUCCCAAUUGAACCCGAAUAAUUUAAUGGAGGCGUGCAAGGAUGCCGGGGUGCCAGCCAUUUUGAAACAGAGGGAUGGAUAUAACCACAGUUACUUUUAUAUUGCCAGUUUCAUUGGUGAACAUAUCGAAUAUCAUAGUAAGCAUUUGAAUUGAUGAUUGUUUUUUUUUUGGAUGGGAAGAUUUUAAUUGUUGAAUUGUAUGAAUAAAAAUAAAUUUUAUAUUUAUCAAAAACCCUA